Messenger RNA from Ochotona curzoniae (black-lipped pika), 282 nucleotides. It is a transcript of the gene CUNH10orf53, whose product is annotated as chromosome unknown C10orf53 homolog. Bases 1 to 282 code for a protein of 93 amino acids. The transcript has 3 exons. The record is from RefSeq and is a predicted model, not a curated record. NCBI's taxonomy places the organism in Eukaryota, Metazoa, Chordata, Mammalia, Lagomorpha, Ochotonidae.
AUGCCCAAGAAAGCGGUGGUCACCAUACGCUACGGACCCUACAGCGCGGUGGGCCUGGCCGUGGAGCACCGCACUUUCCGCCUGGAGGGCCUGCAAGUCGUUUUGAAGAAAGAUGGACACCAGCUUAUCCUGGAGAAGAUGGACGACUGGAACCUGGUGGAGCUGGUGGUGAACGGGGAAGUGGUGUUCCAUUGCAACAUCGAAGACCUGGAGUUCGGAGGUGACGGGAAACUGGACACCCUGUGCGAAGAGGCGAGGAUAGCGGUGCUGAAUGCCUACUGA